Postia placenta MAD-698-R-SB12 is the source of this 1488-nucleotide messenger RNA. RefSeq lists its product as hypothetical. The transcript has 3 exons. The coding region runs from base 1 to 1488 and encodes 495 amino acids. Lineage: Eukaryota; Fungi; Basidiomycota; Agaricomycetes; Polyporales; Adustoporiaceae. The record is from RefSeq and is a predicted model, not a curated record.
AUGCAUCAAGCACUGCAGAUUGUCGACAUUCUCCACCUCGUUUUCCAACAACUGGCCUCGGACGAGGAUACACCAUGGAAUGUGCUGAAAGUGAAUCAACGCGCGUUGAGUCGUGCCUCUCGUGUUUGCAAGAUAUUUGAGAGCCCAGCCCUUGAUGCGCUCCGGGCCUAUAUGGAAGAUAUACGGAAUCUCCUCCGUCUCCUACCUCCUCUAAAGAAUUCAAGACAUCGUAUCCAGACUUACGCUCGACGGAUCCACCGUAUCCUUGGACCGUUCGAUUGGAUAUCUUCAGACACUUACUCACAGCUAUCACAGCGCAACGGAAAUAUGCCUCUCCUCCAGAACGUAGAGGCUAUAUUGGGAGAUUCCCUCGAAUACGAUAUCCUAUCCAUCAUCGGCAACCGUUUGCAUGAGCUGCAUUACUGUGUUUCUGUUAGAGAUGAAGAGCCGGAUCCUGCGGACUGGGUUACACUCAACGGGUGUUUUCGCGCUCUGGUCGAAACAUCCCCAGCUGUCGAAGUCAUCUACACGCAGAACAUCCCGUUAUCUUGUCUCCAAGUGCCGUUCGAACACUGGCAUGCGUUGCGGCGUGUGGACUUAUGCGAAGCCUGCGGACGUCUGGAUGGUGCGAUUCUAAGGGCCCUUUCCUGCCUCGAGAACUUGGAAGACCUGGCGCUGCAUGAUUGUAACAUUACGACAGCGGAGAACCAUCCUCCUUGUCGCUUCGCUGCACUCAAUAAGCUCGAUCUCUCUGACUCCCCCGCAAGGUUGAGGGGGCUUUUUGUGGCCAUAGAUACACCUGUUCUAAAGAAUAUUUCCUUAUGUUUUUCUGUCGAAGACGACGAUCCGAACCUGGUCCGGAAUUGUUGCCGCUGUCUGGACACAAUGGUGGCCAAAUGCUCAUCAUCCCUGUGGAAAUUGCGCAUUGUUGUGUGGCUCCCACAUAUACACGCGAUCGUUCCUUGUAUCGACCUCCUUCCGCCUCUGUUCGGUCUUCGCAACAUCCGCCGCCUCUCCGUCGCUCUGCAGGACCGUAUGAGUUCAAAUCACCUCGAACCGGAAGACGUGCAGCGUAUGGCCAGGGCAUGGCCCCACAUCCUGAGCCUAGAUUAUGAUUUGGAGGCGUCGAUGCUCCACAGUCUCCCCGUCGAUGCUCUCGUCCCCUUCGCUCGAUACUGCCCCGACCUGCGGAUCCUCAAGCUUCCCGUUGUCACGUCUAACGUGCCCAUGGAUCUGGAAGAUUAUUCAACCUUCAGCCACAAGCUGCGCGUCCUCCGCACGUUAUUCUCCAACCCACAGGGCCCUGCACGCCCUCUAGCACUCUUCUUAGAUCGCCUGUUCCCCUGCCUGAAGACCAGUCGUUGCCGUCUGAUGAUAAAUGACGAUGACGAUUGUGAUAACUCGUUGUGGCAUGAUCUUGUCGUACAGCUGAGGGCGAUUCAGGCAGCCAAACGCCGAGCAAGUCGUAAUGCCUCUGCGUCUGCGUAA